Molecule: messenger RNA, 1250 nt
Organism: Chaetomium fimeti
Lineage: Eukaryota; Fungi; Ascomycota; Sordariomycetes; Sordariales; Chaetomiaceae
Product: PRELI-like family-domain-containing protein
Exons: 1
Coding region: 478-1083 (201 amino acids)
Biological process (GO): phospholipid transport
Cellular component (GO): mitochondrial intermembrane space
Molecular function (GO): phosphatidic acid transfer activity
Source: RefSeq, a predicted model, not a curated record
GGCGUGGCGUUCGAGACCCAUCCGCACUCGUCCGAGAAAUUUUCACGACACCCCUGCAAUUACCGUCUUUGGAUAGGUAAGCGAGCAUGGCUUUGGGCAGGGAUUGCCACUUCCCAUUCCGAUAAGAUUUCGCGGUCCCAGUCGCCAAAAUUUAUCCAUACAAAAAGACUCACAGCCGAAACCCCUCUGCGGGCUGUUGGAAUCUCCCACUUUUGCAUGUGCCGCAAACGACCUCUCAUUCGCUUUCUUACCUAAGAAGCACCAUAAAACCCCAUCGCCACCCACCCGACAACGCGAAGGCCGAUUGUCGAACUGCGAACUGCUUUACUUCAAUCGCUUGACCUCCACACCGCAAACUCCUGGAUUGCCGAUCUCUCCGCGUCCGCUCCUUCGGCACGCGACCGCAACCGGAGUCUCCGGACGAACGGCCUGCACACCCAAACUCGUCGACACCAGGCGGACAGACACAGAAAGAAAAUGAAAGUCUUCUCGAACUCGGAGACAUUCAACUACUCCUGGGAGGAAGUAUCGACCGCCAACUGGCGGAAGUACUGCCCAUGGAACCAAAAAUCAACGCACGUAAUCGCCGUCGACACAGUUAGCCGGGCGGUCGACCCGGACACGGGCAUCCUGCGGACGGAGCGCCUCAUCACCUGCCGACAGACGGCGCCCGACUGGCUUAAGAGCCUCCUCGGCGGCUGCAUAGACGAGUCGCAGGUGUUUGAGACAUCAUACGUCGACCCGCGCAGCAAGACAGUGACCAUGGUCUCGGCCAACCUCACGAUGAGCAACCUGAUCAACGUGCAGGAGACGGUCGUUUACCGCCCGCUCAACGACCACCAGACGUCCUUCGAGCAGUCGGCGCAGAUCACGGCGCUCUGCGGCGGCUGGCAGCGCAUUAAGAACCGCAUCGAGGACACCCUCGUCAAGCGCUUCCACGAGAACGCCGUCAAGGGCAAGGAGGGCUUCGAGGCCGUCCUCGCCAUGAGCCGCCGCGUCUUUGCCGAGGAGCGCGAGCGCGAACGCAUGAUGAUGAUCCAGUCGCAAGCCAGCAACAUCCGGCUAGCGGCCGUCGCCGUGUAAUAUCAUGGCAGCGACCCCCCUCCCUCCCCCCACCCCAUCACGCCUCGCCGUUUCCGGAACGGUGCCGGCGCCAAAAAUAGCUCCAGUGGUAUUGAAUACCGGUAAUUGGGAGGAAGAAAGAAAGGAGCCAAAGGCUGCAACGAAACGUGCACACCCGAAGCAACAAA